AUGAGCCUAAUUGCGACCUGUGUUCUGUGUCAUGAAAAGUUACCAUACUGUGCAUCGAAUAGUGGAACAUUGAUACAACAUCUGCGCUGCAAACAUCCAGAGGAGGUUUUCGGCUAUCCUAAGAUAUUCUCACGGGACAUGAUGCCACAGAGAAACAUUCAGAGUGCUGGUCCGAAAAAAACAAAUACUACGGAAUCCCCGAACGCAAAAUCCACCAAUGUUGACAGUUUCGGUGAAGUAACGGCGACGGUUCAUCAAACGAAUGCAAAAGUUCAUCAACGACAGGAAAGAAAAGUUGUCUACAAAACAACUGUAGCGGAAUGGCAUCCGGCCCGGUUUCGAGUGCACUGCCGGAACUGCAAUGGACGCUUCUUUCCCACCGUUCGCAUGGCCACUUCACGCGUUUCGCACAGCGCCUUCGCGGCUGCCUGCGUCCUGUCCUGCUGGCCGUUGUGCUUUCUGCCCUGUCUCUUCAACAGACCGACCAAGCACCAUCUGCACUGCGCCAACUGUCACGCCUAUCUUGGCCUGUACGAUGCCCGCCGAGACUGUCUGGAUGAAAAAUCUCGUCCACGAACGAAUUAA
This is a messenger RNA of Anopheles coustani, 585 nucleotides long. RefSeq lists its product as uncharacterized. The record is from RefSeq and is a predicted model, not a curated record. Bases 1 to 585 code for a protein of 194 amino acids. Gene Ontology annotation, molecular function: DNA binding. Lineage: Eukaryota; Metazoa; Arthropoda; Insecta; Diptera; Culicidae. The transcript is spliced from 2 exons.